AUUUAUGUCAUUAUGAUCAAGAACUAUCAAAGAUAAAAUAUGUUAAUAUAACCAAAUAAUAUGUUUUAAAUUGAAUAAAAAUAUAAUUCUUAUCAAAGCAAUGCUUAUUAUAGCAUAAAAUAAUAAUAUCUUAACAAAAAAUGGAAGAUAUGGAAUACAGUGAAGAAGAAGAAUCGGAGGAAAGAAAUCUUAUUCCUGAAAGGCUUCCUUCACCCAUUGAAAAUGUAUCUGAAGAAAAUGUAUUACCGUCUAAUAAUGAAGAAAAUGAUUCAAGUACUGAUACUGUUGCUGAUAGUUUAAUUAAUGAGCCAAUUACAAAAUGUCAAAAAAUCUCUGUGACAGAAGAAUCUUCAGCAGAUAAUAAUGAGAAUACAGAUGAUUCUGAUCAAUCGUGUCCAAUUUGUAUGGAAUUAUGGACAACAACUGGUGAACAUCGUUUGUGCUGCUUACGUUGUGGACAUUUAUUUGGACACAGUUGCCUUUUAAGGUGGUUACAGGUUUCUUGUACAUCUUCAAAUCGAAGAUGUCCUCAAUGUAAUAGAAAAGCUGCUGUAAAAGAUAUUAGGAUGUUAUAUGCUAAGAAAUUGGUAUGCAUUGAUACCUCUGAAUUGGAAACAAUGAAAAAUCAAUUGUCAACUGUAACAGCAGAAAAAAAUCGUAUCGAGGCAGAAUUAUCAAAAAGCAAUCUUCGACAAAAGUUAUAUGAACAACAAUUGACUACUAUGAAAAGUCGUAUUGCUGAGCUUCAAAGUCAACUCUCUACUACAAAAAGUGAUUUUAAUCGUUGUCAAAGUAUGUCAACAAAUACAAACACAAAAUUUCAUCUUGAACAUUCUUUAGAGAUUUGUAAAGAGGAUGGAUGCCGUGUAUUAGAUUACAAUCAUUGGUAUGGAUUAUUGGCCGUUUCGCAAAAAUCAGGAAAUUCAUUAUUCCCAGGAUAUGGUGUAAAAAAAAUAGAUGUCGAGAACUUUGUACCACGUCAAUUUCUAUUCCUUCAUUCUCAAGCUAUAAGAGACAUUAGUUUUCAUCCCUCGCAACAAUCUGUACUUCUAAGUGUUGGCUUUGACAAAAGUGCUAAAUUAAUUGAUAUCCAAAGCAAUACUAUAAUGCACUCAUAUACAACAGAUUUUACAUUAUGGAGUUGCUGCUGGUCAGGUGAUGAUUCUAAUAUUUUUUUUGCUGGUGCUCAAAAUGGAUCGAUAAUGCAAUUUGAUAUUAGACAAACAUCGACUCCCGUUGAUCUUUUAGAAAGUUCUACUGAUAGAUCACCUGUUAUUUCUUUAGCAACAGUACCUGCAUAUGCAGGAAGUGGAAUUAGCAGAGGUGGAUUUAUAGCGUGUCGUUUAAACAGUUGUAACGCGUACGAACUGAAGGAAUCUACAUAUAUAUCAAAAGAAAUGAAUUUACAAGGUCCUUUUGUCUCUGUACGUUAUGAUAAAAAAAAUAAUCACGCUCUUAUAUCUUGUCGACCUAACGAACGAUUACCUCAAGCAAGACAUAUUGUAUGUUCUAUUGAAAAAGGAAAUGAUGAAAUGGUUUUAUGCAAUAUUGUACAUACAUUUAAUGCUGGAAAUUCUCAACGUCUUUUGUCACGUCCUUGUCAUGUAUCUGUAGAAAACGAUACGCUAAUUGCUGUCCACCAAGAAUCUAUUAGUAGUAUUCCAUUUUGGAGUACAUCAACUGGCAAUCAAGUGCAUACACUUCCAGUAUCUGAUCCAAUCAUAGAUAUGUGUUCUUUCAAAAUUAAUGACAAUGUAUAUUUAGCAACUCUUUCUGCAAGAAAACUUAGAAUGUACAAACAUAACUCCUUGUGACAAUGAUACUUUUGCUAACUAUUAUUACUUAUUAGUCAGUUACCUUAUUUGUGAUCUAUUGGAAACAUAAUUUAAAAAUAUUACAUGUAAAUAUUUACUUUGAAUGUAAUAAUAACUUAUGAAUCUAC
Molecule: messenger RNA, 1942 nt
Organism: Vespa mandarinia (Asian giant hornet)
Lineage: Eukaryota; Metazoa; Arthropoda; Insecta; Hymenoptera; Vespidae
Gene: Rfwd3
Product: ring finger and WD repeat domain 3
Biological process (GO): interstrand cross-link repair; protein ubiquitination
Cellular component (GO): nucleus
Molecular function (GO): ubiquitin-protein transferase activity; protein binding
Source: RefSeq, a predicted model, not a curated record